UGCAGCUGCACAGAGCUUGGGAUCCUGUGUGCUUCGUGCCAAAGCCCAAAGCCAAAACCGAAGGCGUCAAGGUCAAUGCAGAGGCGCGAACUCCGCGGAGGGAGAAGGAGAAGGGAACAAGACGAGCAACAGGACAAGCCAACCAACCCUUUCCAUUCCCAAAUCUUCCAGCAGGUCCCCAUUCGUCUCCAAGUCUCCGGUCUCGAUCCCUCCCUUCCAGAACAAGACAGCUGACGCCGCCGCCCCCCGCCGGCCGCACCCGUCCAUACCUCCGGCCGGCCAACCGUCUCCUCUCCCGUCUGUCCCGCUCGCUACUCCGCUUAUUCGUCACCUUCGCCCCGGCGCUCAGAUCUCCGCCGCGCCUCCUCCGCUUGAUUCCUCCACCCCGCCCCCAUUGCAGUGCGUGGGCGCACGAGGACCUGGUUUAUUCAAAUGCCUGGCAAAAUGCUUGCUUGGUGAUGUCUGGCUAUGAUUUGGGUGUUGUUUAUCAUGCAGUUGGCUUCUCAUGGCACUCAAACAGAAGAAACAAUGCAGUCUGUGCCCCACUGUGAUCACGCAGAAGUGUUGGAUUCGCAGCCAACAAGUUCACAACUAAACCUGAUAGAGAGAUCAACAGAGCAUCUAGCCUCAUCUGAAAUCAAGCCAGUUAGUGUUGAUGAUGACAAUGAAAAUGUUGAUGCCAAUGAAGAAACUCACCUUGUUAUCCAAGACGUUCCUCAGUGCCGGAUUUGCCUUGAUAAUGAAGUUGUUUGUUUUGUUGCAUACCCGCUUGGAGUAGGUGAUGACUUGAUUGCGCCCUGCCGUUGCAAGGGAACACAGAAGUAUGUCCAUAGGUCCUGUCUUGAUAACUGGAGAUCAACAAAGGAAGGUUUUGCAUUUUCACAUUGCACUGAAUGUCGAGCUGCAUUCUUUCUUCGUGCAAAUGUUCCUCCAGAUCGAUGGUGGUUAAGAUUGAAGUUUCAACUUUUGGUUGUCAGGGAUCACACAUUGAUCUUCUUUAUUGUGCAACUUGUAGUUGCUUUCAUGGGUAUGGUGGUUUACAGAGUUUAUGGAGAUGAACUGCGAGAAAUGUUUGGUUAUGAAGAGCACCCAUAUGCUUUUUAUGCCAUGGCGAUUGUUCAAAUUGCAGCACUGGCUAUUGUUUUGGUUGGUUUGCUGUAUGGGUUCUUCAUUGCUAUAAUAUGUGGACAGAGGAUAACUGAGCGGCAUUACCAUGUUCUUGCAAAGCAAGAGUUAACCAAGGAGUAUAUUGUAGAGGAUCUUGAAGGAGCUGACCAAGUGCCAGACCUUGAUCCUAACCAUGUUACAGAGUUGAAGAUAUUAGGACUAUAUUGAACAUAGCUGCAUAUAACACCAGAUAAACAUUGAUGAUGAAUCGGGAAAAGCAUACCGGAAACAAAUCCUAGGUCGAUGCUGCAAGAAAUACAUUUAUCAGUCCACUUCACCUGGAGACGUGCAAAACGGGCCUUUGCGUAGCCCAUAAAUUCUUGAGAAGCACAACACACUUGCUCAUUUGAAGAGCAACAUUUGAAGAUUCUUUUGUUCCAAUUCCAAUGUAGGUUUGAUAGCUCUCAAACAAGAUAAUAACAUUAUGGUAGAAGUGCUAGGAUGAUGGUCUGAAUGGACAUUUUUGUAAAGUAGUAGCAUAUUUCUUUUCUCCCUUGCUUCAGGUACACAUUAAGCACAUAACAGCUAAGAUGCAAAUGCUUCGUUUGUUGUACAUACCCUGUAAAACUUUACUGCCAAACUCGCAAUCCUUUGUCCUUUGAUUAUUUUGAUCGAAUCGAUGAACUAAAUAAUAUAACCUGGAGCUGGAGGUGCUCAAAA
This is a messenger RNA of Sorghum bicolor (sorghum), 1827 nucleotides long. Its product is annotated as E3 ubiquitin-protein ligase MARCH1. The transcript has 8 exons. NCBI's taxonomy places the organism in Eukaryota, Viridiplantae, Streptophyta, Magnoliopsida, Poales, Poaceae. Gene Ontology annotation, molecular function: zinc ion binding. The record is from RefSeq and is a predicted model, not a curated record. The coding region runs from base 469 to 1335 and encodes 288 amino acids.